Messenger RNA from Fundulus heteroclitus (mummichog), 2005 nucleotides. RefSeq names its product sulfotransferase family 1, cytosolic sulfotransferase 6 (gene sult1st6). The record is from RefSeq and is a predicted model, not a curated record. Gene Ontology annotation, cellular component: cytoplasm. NCBI's taxonomy places the organism in Eukaryota, Metazoa, Chordata, Actinopteri, Cyprinodontiformes, Fundulidae. Gene Ontology annotation, molecular function: sulfotransferase activity. The coding region runs from base 473 to 1402 and encodes 309 amino acids. The transcript has 8 exons. Gene Ontology annotation, biological process: sulfation.
GACCUGCUCUCCUGGAGUGCCGACGGAAAGCCAAGAGAAACAACUGUGACCUUGUAUCAGAAAUAUCCCCGAUGUGGAGCCGUGGAACUGAGCAGCUUUGAAUCAGCCAACGCUAACAGAAGCAUGCUUCACCUAUUCAGCCGACAGCUGGAUGAAAAGAGAUUUUGGGGGAGUAUUUACUCUGAAAACAACAAGAAACCCAGAGGACAGAAUCCUGGACAGCAGGUAACAACGCAAGGAGGAGGCGAUGAAGGGGACGAGGAAGUGUGCACACUGACUGUGGGCUUGCCGGUCGACGGUUGUAAUUCUUUGUGUACUGUGGCGAACCAGGCGUGAAUGUUGACAGAGCCAGCGCACGGGAGAGCCGCUGAAGUCAGAACUUCAGGAAGAACCGCCACGCCGGCUUCACUCCAGCCAUUUCACAGCUGAACUUUUCCCCCUCUGGAUUUGGAUUUUCUUUUUUUUGUCGGUCAUGGCAGAGGAGAAGCAGCUAUCCUACAAGGAGGCCAUAGAGAAGGCCAGCUCCUCCAUCACUCGCUUCCCUCUCAUCCACAUCCGAGGAAUCCCUCUCAUGAACCACAUCGCCAACAACUGGGACUCCAUCUGGGCUUUCCGUCCUGACCCGUCAGACCUCCUCAUCGCAACCUAUCCCAAAGCAGGAACCACAUGGACCCAGGAGAUAAUCGACCUGCUUCUUCACAACGGCGACGCUGAGGCUUGCAAACGAGCUCCCACCCCGGUCCGGAGCCCUUUCCUAGAGAUCUGCUCCCCUCCCCCGAUCCCCUCAGGUCUUGAUCUGCUGAGCAAAAUGGACCCCCCGAGACUCAUCAAGACGCAUCUUCCUUUUCAGUUGGUGCCUCCAGGAUUUUGGGAAAACAAAUGCAAGGCUAUCUACGUUGCACGCAAUGCCAAAGACAACCUCGUGAGCUACUACUACUUCGAUCUAAUGAAUAAGACCCAACCAGAACCGGGACCCUUCGACGGCUACAUCCACAAGUUCAUGCGAGGAGAGCUGUCCUGGGGCUCCUGGUAUGAUCAUGUGAAAGGUUACUGGGUGGAGCGGGAAAAGAAGAAUAUCCUUUAUCUCUUCUACGAGGACCUGAAGGAGAAUCCCCGCCGUGAAGUGGAGCGCAUCAUGAGGUAUCUGGACCUGUCGGUCUCUGACGAGGUCAUCAGCCGAAUCGUGGAGCUCACGUCCUUCAAGAGCAUGAAGGAGAACCCGAUGGCCAACUACUCCUGCGUCCCGUCCCCCGUGUUUGAUCAUUCCAUCUCUCCAUUCAUGAGGAAAGGUGAAGUUGGGGAUUGGAGAAACCAUUUUACACCCGAGCAGUCAAAGGUGUUUGAUGAAGAUUACGAGAGGCAAAUGAAAGACGUCAACAUCCCAUUCAGGAGCCUCAUCUAGAGGAUCUGGAGGUGGUUCUGAAACUGUUCAGCACUUAAACAGCAGCGGCACCGUCAGCGUAUCUGGCACAAGCUUAAAACCAAAACAAACGAUCCAAAAAAAAAAAUGUAAUUAAAGAACACUUUACACUUUGUAUGUUUUGAAGCUGUACACUGUAAUCAACUAAUCACUUUAAAAUGACACGUUUGAAAGAGCGAAUAAAUAUUUGCCCCACAAAAAAACCAGAGGAUGAGUUUUUAUUCGUCACUUUAUUAGAGCUUAUCACGUAAACAACAAAUAAGACCAGAAGUGUUGUGGCUGAGUGGACGUGCCCAUUUUAUGAGACCUCCGUCUUCAGAGUCCGCUGACUGCAUGGUACCUUACAGAAGAACGCUGGCAGCUGGAGGCGAGUGCUUUAUAAUUUCACUUUUCCUGCCCUUACCAAGUCACUUUUGCAACUCUACAACACGCUGUACAGAGCCCGGCUAAAGCAGGGAGGCUGCACGACACAAAGAGCGACAAAGACUAGAAUAAAAGUACUGAGCUGGAAAGUCAAUCGUAUGAAAAUCGGACAGAGGACACAAAAACACAACAGCUGAGAAUAUCCAAGGUUAACAAAAAAAA